AUGGCCACACGAUAUCCUGCUUCCGGGGACCACGCCCGGCCUUCGACAAACGACACGGCAACAACAGCCCGCCAGGCGGAAAACCCAAUCAAUGUCGACACCGAAAGCCUUGGCCCCCUGAUGUCUGGCACGGGCCAAGUUGCUCUGUCUGGCCUCGCGAAGGAGACCAUCGCCGGUACUCCCCGGGAGGAAUUCCCCCCCGGUGGUGGCACGGUCCGGGAAUCAUGGGUGUCUUAUGCCUCAACGGCCGCCAGCAGGGAUUCAGUGGUUCCUAGUCUGUUCUCGGUCAGGGCGUCAACCGUUUCGGCCGCGACACGAUACUCGGUCCGUCAGUCCUCGAUCGAGUCGCCCAUCUCCGCCACUAGCCCAACGUAUCAGGAACAUAGGAAGGGCAGCUACCCUCGGGACCGCUAUUUCUGCACAUUCUGCGACGCCGAUUUCUCCUCAAAGACAGAGUGGAAAGCCCACGAGUUUGAGUUCCAUAACCGGCGGGAGCGAUACCUAUGCAGGAGCUGCCCAGCGGUAUUCUCAGAGGCAGUACGCUUUGCUGAUCACCUCAGAACAAACCACGGUAUUGAAUCCAUUGAAGCUCCUCCCGAGCCCACCGAGUACCGGCCUACUCGAAGUGCCUGGGGUUGUGGGUUCUGUGGCGCAGCCAUUUCUUCGCGGAAUGAGUACCUUGAGCAUGUCGGCGAGCACUACGACGAAGGAAAACAGAAAUCCGAAUGGCUGCACACCUUUGUUAUUGAGGGAUUGCUUCAACAACCCCAAGUGGCAUCUGCCUGGAUGGCUUUGGUCGCAAGGGAGGAACAGUCAAGGGGCGCCAAGUUGCGGUUUCUAUGGGAUUCGGACACAACCGGUCGAGCCACCAACGAAAGAGAGCCCCACGGCCUGCAAGACAUGCUUGAGCUCUUCCCAGCAGGCGGCCAAAAAGCAGAUGAGGUUGUGAAAGUUGCCUACAACAGCGCUCAGAUUCGACUCAAUACCAACAUCAGCGACGACCUCAUCAGCAAACUUGGCGUAGGAAGUUCCGAGGCAACGUCGAGCAAUCUGGCCCAGCGUCCCUUUCAAUCCCCGUUGGACCUACAUCCAACUGAGCAGGAGGUAACAGAUGACGUGGUCUCGCCAAUAUCGCCAUUACCUGCGCCCCUGCGGCCGCCCACCGCUCCGCCGCGGCUUUCGCACCCAUUGCCUCCAUGGCUUGAGUCGAAGUCACGGCCGUCCGAGACCAUCUCAACAACUUCCAGCUCCGGCCCGCCAACACUUUCCCUCCCUUUGAGGCCAAGCUCAAAAGCACUGCGCCGGAUUGAGAGUUCGCGAAGCCUUGGUCCCACGAAGCAGAUUGAAGAUGUCAGGGCCCUUGGCCGACCGGCGGUCAACGCCAACACGCUACCCCUGCUAGGUCCCUCCGAGGCCCCUCUCAUCUCUAUUAGAAGGGCAAGAGAGUCACGGCCUCGUCUAUCGGUUACUCCGGAAGAGUCAUCAUCUACAAUUGACCAAAGAAGAGUGUUAUCGACACCAUUAUCCGUGAAACCACAUACGAGCUCGAGCACGCUGUCCACACACACAAAAGAUGACUCCCUUGGGUUUGGUGACAGUACAAGUGAGACCGUGUCAGAUGACAGUCUUUCGGAACCCGAUUCAUGGCUGGAAUCUGGCGGUAUUCCCACGGCUACCAAAGUUUGGAGACAGUCGUUCCAACGAACGGUCGACCGGGGGAUGACACGGCUCUGGGUCCGGUACAGCCAUGACUGGGAUGCUCUUGUCAGGCAGUAUGUUGGCGACACAAGCGGCGAUUCGGGCCAAUACCGAGAGUCUUCGGGGCGUGUACGCAAGUGCGCAUCUUCGCGUUACGCGACAAGCAACAAUCUCCGUCCCAAUGCGCGGUCGUUUGCCCAGGACGAAGAGGAGGACGGCGAUGAAGGCGAGGGGUAUCCAGCUCCUUCACAGAUGUCCAAGCGUAACUCGGGGUCUGCGAAGAGGUUCGCAUGCCCCUUCAGAAAACACGAUCCCUUCACCUACAACGUCCAGGACCAUGAAGUGUGUGCGAUCAGAUCGUGGUCGGCGAUCUCCAGGUUGAAGGAGCACAUCUACCGCAGGCAUUACAAGAUCCACUGCCAAAGAUGCAAGCGAACUUUCAGCGAGACUAGGGAACUAGCAGACCACGAGAUGUUGGUCACGGGUUGCGAGGUUGUAGAUACCAUUCCCCCGGGUGAUAUCACGGCAUACCAGGAAAAGCAACUCAAGUCGAGAAAACACACCACGCGGCGACAGACGGACGAGGAGAAAUGGAGAGAUAUCUACCGACUGCUCUUUCCCAACGAAGAAAUUCCAUCGCCAUAUCCUGAGGCUGCGGAGGACAUGGGGCCCAAAACCGCCGAGUCCAGUGUCAGUUUCAACUUCCAGCACUUUCUUCUGAGCGAGAUGCCGACUUUAUUCACCAGAACCGCCGAAGAACACGCUGGGAGACACCUCCAAGCUCACGACGAACUGGCGUUGGGAGCCAUCCCGCGCAUCAUCGAGGAUGCCCUUCACAAAGCGUUCAGGGCAUGGGAGGCAAGGGGUAGCGAGUUACCGGCCGGGGAGGCUUCGGUAGCACUGAUGAGCUUUCUGCCAGAGACCCCAGGUUCGAGCGCUUACAAUUUCGGGCAGUCCACCGCGUACCAAACCCCGCAGUCCGCCGUGACAACAGACCACAACUUUUCCCAGAGUCAGUUCAGCAACCCGAAUUUUAGCGUCGAGGCUCCACAUGGUCAUAUCGCCAACCCUGACGACUCUGGUUUUGUGGACGACACUUUCUUCGCACCCGAGCCUCUGCUCGACUUCAACAACUUCGUCCCGCAGUAUGAGAGAGGCGCAUGGGAACCAGGCCUUGGUAUUAUGGGCGGGGGUGCGUUCGGGGCUGACUUAAACCCGGGGGACCACUUCCGGGGCUUCCAUGGUGGUUAG
Chaetomium globosum CBS 148.51 is the source of this 2949-nucleotide messenger RNA. RefSeq lists its product as uncharacterized. The transcript is spliced from 3 exons. The coding region runs from base 1 to 2949 and encodes 982 amino acids. The record is from RefSeq and is a predicted model, not a curated record. Lineage: Eukaryota; Fungi; Ascomycota; Sordariomycetes; Sordariales; Chaetomiaceae.